Messenger RNA from Lingula anatina, 5704 nucleotides. RefSeq names its product piwi-like protein 1. Lineage: Eukaryota; Metazoa; Brachiopoda; Lingulata; Lingulida; Lingulidae. The record is from RefSeq and is a predicted model, not a curated record. Gene Ontology annotation, molecular function: protein binding; RNA binding.
ACUCUCGCAAAAUCUCACGUGGUUUACUGAAUAACAAGGCAAAGGCUGUAGGUUCGCGGUACUUCUUAACUUACGAUUAAUAUUCGUUAUUUCAAGCUCGUAGAUUAUACUCAUCUAUUUAAACAUACCGGUAAUAUUUCUAAGCCAAUCUCCAUUCGUUGCAUUUGCCGAAGAAAAUGAAAGUGCUUUCUUGUGGAUAAUAAUAUGACCAGCGAGGAAGGAGAAGUUUGGUGCAUCACAGCAAGUGAUGAUGAUGAAAACUAUGGACCAGUAAAAGGGGUGUGGGAGCCUACUAUUGAGGAUAUAGUAACAUUGUAUGAAAGGCUCGUGAAAGAUGAAGUUUUAGAACUUGAGUGGAUCUCACCUGGAAGGAGACCACCAGAAAAAGAAAAGGAAGCAGUUGAUGAUGUUUCACAGGAGCCUGAUACACCACAAGAAACGCCUACGAAAGAGGAACCUGUGGCUCCCACAGAGUUUGAUUUUGAUGACACACAAACAGAGGCUGCAAAAGUUACACCAAAAUGGACUCCAGGAAGUGGAAAGACUCCAAGGCCUCAAAAGAGGGUAGCCUCUUUGGAUAAAAUUCUCAGUGACAUUCGUCAAGAGAAAAAGAAAGAGACUGGUUUAAGGAGGAGUCCAUCAUCUACUCCUCAAAGACCUGGACCAAAACUAACUCCUAAAAAAGACCCAUUUGCUUUUUAACACAGAGGAACUAAAACCAGACUGAUGUUAUUCUCUUUAGGGUUGUUCAUUUUGUUUCAAAAUGUCAGAGAAUAAGACUAAAACAGAUAAUUAUCAGCAUAAAUUUUAUAAAUUGGUUUGUAGUCUAUUUUCUCUGACAUAUGUGCCUUUUUUGGUUAUCUGAAGAAAGUGACAAGAACUUAGGAAAAGAUUCAUUUAUGAAACUCUUUUGUUUUAUUAUAAUAAUUUGUUGUUUUAAAGGUAAAUGACUGAAGACAUUUAACAUGUUUUAAAGACGAAUCACAAACAUGCAUACUUAAACAUAAAUCUUCAUUUUAUUAAUUUUAGAAGAAAAAUUUAUGUUUUACUUUUUAUAUUAUUUUUCUGUAUGAUAUGCACUGUUCAUGGAUGAUGUACAUAAAUUCAGUUAUUUUUUGUCUGAAGCAAAUGCUCUGUUGUUUAAAACUGCGCAGAAUGAUGGGGGGAGGGGUGUACUUAGCACGACAAAUACAAAACAAACGUAAGCGGGUCACGUUCUCCACCAAUUUCACUGUCUGUGAUUUGGACCAUCUUCAUGAAGGCAAGGUUAAGUUAAAGUGCAUGUCAAUGUUGCAGCCUCACUAGUUCAAAAAUUCUUUAUGAUACAAAGCAAAAUACAUGAUUUUAUCCGUCCCUUAUUUUGUCAUUUUUUUCACAAGCAAAUUGAACCUCAGUAAUGCCAGCAAAAAUGGCAAUACACUUUCAUUCGAUACUAUUCAUCUAACACUCUUCAUGACAGUCCACAUUCUAAUUCUUUGGCGUACAAAGUAUUUUUACAAAGCCCAGAAUUCACUUGUAUACAUGUAUACAAUUAUAACAGGUGCUGUCAAGUGAAGCAGGAGUUGGUUAUAUAAUAGUGGCGGGUUGCGCAAUCACUGACCAAUAAGCUUGGACUCUGCUUAAGCUUGUACUGUUUGUUCUAUUUAUUAGGCUGUUUGUGUAUUGAAGGGAGCAUUGGUCUGACUAGUGAUGAAGCUGUACACCUGUCCGACCAGCCCUUAUUUCUCACUGACCAAGGUCGGACUUGGAGCACGACUAAAGAGUAACAUACAUGUUUUUUUGUCCAUGGACAGCAGGAAAUUAGUCCGCCUAGUAAUUGUUUAUGCUAUUUUCAAAGUUUGCUUGAAAAUUUUGCUGAACAAGACAACAGAGUAACAUAUAUGUUUGUUGCACAAGCCCUUCUUAAUGAAGACAGCAGGAAAUUAGUCCGCCUAGUAAUUGUUUAUGCUCUUUUCAAAGUUUGCUGGAGAAUUUCACUUAUAAGCAAGUUUAUGCAGACUACCCAUCCAGUUACAUAUUGAACGUCUAAGAAUAAACAAGGGAGGUGAGAGAACCAGAAAAUUAGAUUGCCUAGUAACUAAAUUUUAUGAUGUCUGGAAGAGCUAGAGGACGUGCACGUGGAAGUGCUCGAAAAACUAAUCUGGAGGUGUCUGGGCCAUUGAGAAGACCAGGGGAUGCUGGGCAACAAGCGCAGGGGCCUCAGUUGCAGACCUCCCCAGAAAACCCUGUUGUUCCAAGUGGUAGAGCAAGAUUUCGGCAGGGUGCAGGAAGGGGGACUCCCACCCCAGGGUCAGCAGCCCCAGGGAGUGGAGACACUUGGUCUCAGAGGCCUUCCUCUGGCUAUGGAAGGGGAGGGCAGCCUGGUCCAGAAACUGGCUAUGGAAGGGGAGCACAGCAUGGUCCAGAAACUGGCUACAGAAGGGGAGCACAGCCUGGUCCAGGGAGUCGAGGAGCAUUGGUGCCAAGCUGGUCCAAUGUAGCUGGGGGUGCCAGACCAAAAACUGGCUUUACUCGCUCUGCUAAUGGAGGUCAUCAAGCAGGCGGAGGAGAGAGAACUCUCACUCUCCUCACCAACUAUUUCAAGAUUACAAAUCACCAAGAACAGCAUGUCUAUCUUUACCAUAUGAGCUUUGAACCGGAAAUAGAUGAAAACCGUCGUCUUAUGUACGGACUUUUGUCCAACCUUCGGGAGUCUGUUCUGAGGGAUGUGCCUUAUGAAGCAUUGGGGAACACCUUGCUGACUAUGAGAGAGUUGGGGGAACAGAAGGAGCCUCACGUGGUGGAGUCUCGUCAGGGUGAACGGUACAUGAUCAGGUUUAAACUGGGCAAAGAAAUCCACCGUGAGGACUAUGAGUACACCUACCUGUACAGCCUAAUUAUCAGAAGAUCACUUGAAAUGAUGGAUCUUCUGAAGCUACAGAGAGAUGCCUUCUACAAUCUCAAUGAAACAAAGUAUGUCCCAGAUCUUCAGGGCAUUAUCUUGAAGUUAUCCCCUGGCUAUCUGGUCUCCACUAUGGCGUGUGAAAUGGGUGUGGCUCUCAAUGUACAGCUGCACUACAAAGUGCUGCGUGAAGACACUGUACUAGAUGUGAUAGCACGAUACUUAUCAACAGGCGCCAGAGAAGGAGACAAGAAUAAAGUGGAGGAGCUGGUCAGAAAUAAGAUUGUCAUGACCAACUAUGGCAAGAACAGAACAUACACAGUGCUGGGUGUUUGCUAUGACCCGCCACUGUACCAACGUACAUUUCAAACUAAAUCGGGAGAAGUGAGCUUUUUAGAUUAUUACAAAAAGGCUUAUGACAUAGACAUCAAGGACGGGAUGCAACCUUUGCUUCGAGUGAAAGUUAAGAAGAAUGAAAAACCAGCCCUUCUGGUUCCCGAGCUGUGUUCUUUAACAGGUAUCCCAGCAGAUGUCCGUUCAAACUUCUAUCAGAUGCGUGCGCUCACUAAUGCACAGAAGAUGACUCCCCGGGAACAAGUUGGCAGGCUGAGCAACUUUAUACAGGCUUUCAGAGGAAAUGAGCAAGCAGUACAGCCUCUGAAGAGAUGGGGCAUUGAGGUGGCAGAAAAUCUGCUUACAGUCCAGGCCCACACCCUGAACCCAGAGAGGAUCAUCUUUGCCAGAGACUGCUUCAACUAUAAACCUUACCAAGCUAAGUGGCAGGAGGCUGUACAUGGUAGCAACACUCUGUUGGAGUGUGUACCACUACACAGUUGGCUGGUGGUGUACCCAGAGGGACGAGGGAGGCCUAUACCCUGUAAGGAGGCAGCACAGAACUUUGUUAGUGAACUUAAGCAGGUGGCGCCAGCUAUGGGGAUGAAAGUUGAGUGGCCAAGUGCGGUGUCAAUUCAAAGAGAUCAUCCAGAAGACUACAUAAGGGCAAUUCGUGAAAGGCUUGGCCAGGCACAGAUGGUGGCAUGUGUCCUUCCUCAUGAUAGGGACAAAUACAGAAUGCAGAUACGCUAUGGGGAAAUAAAAAAGGAAUGUAUUAACCAGCUUGGAGUCCCUAGUCAACUGAUGUUGAAUGCAACUCUUAACAAGAGCAGUAACAAGUUCAAGAGCUGUGUGACUAACAUCGCCAUGCAGAUGAAUGUGAAACUUGGGGGUCAGCUGUGGAGGGUGGCUUUUCCUGAAGUGCUUAAAAAGGCAAUGGUCAUUGGUAUAGAUGUGUACCACCCAGGGAGGGAGAAAUGUGCCUCGCCCAAUGCUAAGUCUGUUGGCGCUGUCACAUGCUCUCUUAAUGCCAACUUCACUCGCUAUUUCUCUGCAUCAGUGGAUCAGCUGCACAGAGGAACAGAGUUGUUUGACACCCUGCAACCUAUUGUUGAACGUGCAUUGAAAGAAUUCCUAAUGGAGAAUAAAUUUCUGCCUGACCCAAUCCUUAUCUUUCGUGAUGGAGUUGGUGAUGGCCAGAUUCAAAUAGUCAAAGACCAUGAACUACCUCAGAUAAAAGCAGCCAUUAGAACAGCUGCUAACUACUCCCCAGUAGAGUACAGACCUGCCAUAGCUGAAGUGAUUGUUCAGAAGAGAAUUUGUAGCAGAUUUUACACAGUUCAGACCCGAGAGAACCCACCCCCAGGGACAGUGGUGGACAGUGGAGUGACCAGACCGGUGGACCAGAUAGACAAUACCUAUGAUUUCUACCUUGUGAGUCAGUCCAGAAGAGACGUGACAGUGUCCCCCACCCACUACUAUGUCAUCUAUGACACCACGGGGAUGACACCAAGUCAGAUGCAGGGGGUCACCUACAAGCUCACUCACUUGUAUUACAACCUGGCAGGCACAGUCAGUGUUCCUAGCCCCUGCUACUAUGCACAUAAGCUGGCUUUCCUGUAUGGUGAAUACAACAUCGAGACAAAGGCCCCCAAACUUGAGCUGCAGAAAAGCUUAUAUUAUCUGUAAGCAGACCAACCUCUACCAGGGCCACAGAGAUUUUAUUCAAUAGGUAUUCACGGAUGUUGCUUUGGUUAUAAUUGUGUCUAUGUUUCUGUACUCCCAAGUAUAUUUGCACCUAGCUCUGGCCUCUGGUAGACGGUAUAAGCAGACGAGGAAACAGAAACCUGGAUCUUUGUUCUAAGCAGACCUUGAAUGGACAGACUGGGCAUUGAGAUAAUAGUUUGCAUUAUCUGUUAGAGGUACAAAAAUGAGUUUGUUACUAUCAAAAUAAUAAUUAGAUAUCACACAUUGUCUGUUCUUAAAGAGUAUUACCAGUGUUUAAUCUAAGCAUAUUCUGCUGUUUACAGUACUUAAUAUGAUUUUUAUGCAGCUAUUAGACUGGUAUUUAUGAAUAUUGGCAUUGAUGUGUUCUUUGUGAUGAGAAAAAAGUGAGCAAACUAUUUCCAAGAUAAGAUGGUUUGUCUAAUGUGUUGCCUUUAUUUUAGUCCAUAAUGAAUAUUACUGACUCAUAUUUUCAAAUAUUGUUUAUGCCAGAUGCCAGGGCAUUUGAGGCAUUUAUAAUGACUGUUUUUGUCAAUCCAGAUAAUAAUUUGAAAAUUGGAUGUUAUGUUUUUAUGUUAGACAGAGAUGCAAUUAUUGAAUUUCAUUCUAUUUCUUAUUAUGUUAGAUGGUGUAAUAUUCUUUAGGCUUCAGUCUGUAAGUUUGAUUCACUGAACACUUUCUUUCGAAUAUUUAGUCUCACUUUUAGUUUUUUACUUUAUAUUUAAUAAUAUAUUUUUAUUAGUGUGGUUCAGGAGAAAAUAAAAG